Messenger RNA from Morone saxatilis (striped sea-bass), 2313 nucleotides. RefSeq names its product fibronectin type III domain containing 5a (gene fndc5a). The coding region runs from base 1 to 666 and encodes 221 amino acids. NCBI's taxonomy places the organism in Eukaryota, Metazoa, Chordata, Actinopteri, Moronidae. The record is from RefSeq and is a predicted model, not a curated record. The transcript has 6 exons. Gene Ontology annotation, molecular function: protein binding.
AUGGUAAUAGAUUACUUUUCACCCCUGUCAGUCAGCGCGUUAUCACUUGGUCGUGUGACUUCAUAUAGCUUGUCACCUCCUGUCAAUGUGACCAUCAAAGCGGUGAAAGCAAACUCUGCUGUGGUGACAUGGGACAUCCCAGAGGGAGACCCCGUCAUUGGCUUUGCCAUCACACAGCAGAAGAAAGACGUGCGCAUGCUGCGAUUCAUCCAGGAAGUCAACACCACCACACGCUCCUGUGCAUUAUGGGACUUGGAGGAAGAGACAGACUACAUUGUGCAUGUCCAGUCCAUCAGCAUGUCUGGCACAAGCCCGCUGAGCGAACCCCUGCGCUUCCGAACGCCGAAGGAGGCCGAGACUCAGGCCUCUAAGAGUAAAGACGAAGUGACGAUGGAGGAAGUGGGCCAGACCACCCAGCUGAGGGCGGGGGAGCUCAUCAUCAUCGUGGUGGUACUUAUCAUGUGGGCAGGUGUGAUUGCUCUCUUCUGUCGCCAGUAUGACAUAAUCAAAGACAACGAGCCCAACAACAACAAGGACAAAGCCAAAAACUCCUCCGAGUGCAGCACUCCUGAACAUCCGACGGGUGGGCUGUUGCGCAGUAAGUUCCCCAAGAACAACAACAACAACAACAAUAGGAUGCCAUCUGUCAACAUCAUUGAGGUGUGACUGCCAGGACGUCUUCUCUUUAUCCAAAAGACUUUGUGUUCUCACAAACAAGCGGGCCCCUUUUUAAGCCCAUCUGCUUAUCAGGAUGAGGCUGAGACUCUGGGCCCCUCGUGGCACUUACUCUCCUUUGGCAAGGGGCCUGGCACUGAAGCGAAGCCGCAGGACUACGGGGGCAAGGCCUGGCCGGUGCCGGUCUGAAAGCAGAGACGGCGGCGGAGCUCAAUAACUACUGUACCAUGGGGCAGCAGAGGUUAGGCCAAACAGCUCCGGCGGUGGAGAGUCUGCAGAUAAACCAACCCCAGGGACCAAAAGCUGAUGAGCAGAGCCAGAGACCUCUUCAUUCUCUCUCCCGCCCUCUAUCACCUUUUCCUUCUCACCGUCGUCCAGCACGUUACCACAAACCUGGACAUCUGUCCUUCCUGGGUGGCACAGAGAUGCAUCCACUUUGUUGAAAUUGUCCCCUGUACUUAAAUCGCAUCCUCGACACCUUAUUUUCUUCACAUCCUGUAUUCAAUGUAAACACUGUAGAUCACUCAAGUGUAUUACUGUAGUUCUACUUAUUUGACUUUUAACAAGCUACCACUAGAACAGUGUUGUUGUUCUGGUAUCUCUGUUUUUUUUUUUUUCUAGAACCCUCCUCAGGCAGAAAUUCUUUGCCGUCCUGUGGGAAAUGUUUUCAUGCUGGCGAUGUUGUUUUCCCCCCUCAGGGAGUCCAGACUCCACCUGGCUAAUUUAGGAGCCAUUUCUUAGAUGUGCUGUGAUGACGCCAGAGCACCUUUAGAGGGAUCACUGAGCUCACCACCAAGUUAAAUCACCCAAUCUUGUUGGAAAACUCAUCACUCACAACACAUACAUACAGUAAAGUCCUUAAACAGACGGGGUUCGGUAUCAACUUGCUCACAUUUGCUUUUGUCCUCAGCUUCUUUUAUGCUUUUAUUAUAGGUUUCUGCAAUGUUACAUUCCACAUCCAGGAUGAGCCCUUUAGUAUUUCCUUGUGUCUUUCUCUUGUGAUGGAUUUCAAAGCAUUCUGGGGAGGAAAAAGAACUGCCAUAGUGGAGUUUAUACGUCUAAUUAAUGAACUUUAAAAGGGGGCUGGACUCUAUGGAGAGACGCCGAAGAGAUCCCUUAUAUCAGCAAUAACAGCCUUCAGAGAAGCAUGCAAGCAAGGACUCAAACUCUGUAGCCUCUUUAUCCAAAACCACCUCCCAGCAUGCAAUGUUCUGAUGACAGAUGAACCAACUGCACAUCUAAUAUGAGGGAAUUAAUCCUGAGCCCUUAUUUGCAGUUGAUCCAUCUCCUGAACUUUCAGAGAAAAGUCUUUCAGCGCUGUUGUAAAUACUCAGUUUCUGAUGGAGAGCAUGGAGAGAAAAAUACUUUUUAUGAGCCCAGCCUUCAACCCUGAGACAUCCUUGUGACAUCCUGAACAGAAGGGCUUCUAUCAAGACUUUUUCACAAAUACAAUGUGUUGAAACUCCAUGUUAAAGAGGCUUAAAAAACAAUGAUGAGGGAUCAUCUGUUGCCAUAUGGCACUGUGCGCUGUAUACUGUGAGGGAACUUGUUUUACGAAUGGUGUAUUUGAGGGCUGAUUCAAACUCAGUAGUGCUGCCUUAAAAAUAAUUAUAACUUAUGAUUUGUCUAAUGAGACGG